AUGAUCGAAAACUUAUGGCGAUUUUUUGAACCAAAAUAUUUAGGCACCAUCAGAAAUAUUUCGCCUGCCCUGUGGAACCUUCAGCACCUGACCUCGCUGUUCAUUGAUAACAACUUCCUGGAAAAACUGCCGCCAGAGAUAUCAAGGCUUGUUAAUCUACAAGUGUUGGACGUGUCCGACAACCAACUACACAGUUUGCCGGUGGAGAUGGGUGACCUGCGCGCAUUGCAACAUUUAUACCUCAACAACAACUACAUAAGGAUACUACCUUUCGAGCUGGGCAAGCUUAGCAACCUCCAAACGCUAGAGCUCGAAGGCAAUCCGCUGAAUAAAGAAAUCGCGCAGAUUUACCGCAAACCGGAUGCUACCCCAAUGAUACUGCAGUAUCUGCUUCGUCGUCUUGCUGUUUGCUCGGCUAAAGCGUUGUUCGAAAAUGGCGAUGGUAAGGAAUCAUAG
Messenger RNA from Soboliphyme baturini, 456 nucleotides. The record is from the annotation of a GenBank genome assembly. NCBI's taxonomy places the organism in Eukaryota, Metazoa, Nematoda, Enoplea, Dioctophymatida, Soboliphymatidae.